Molecule: messenger RNA, 660 nt
Organism: Thyridium curvatum
Lineage: Eukaryota; Fungi; Ascomycota; Sordariomycetes; Thyridiales; Thyridiaceae
Exons: 1
Coding region: 1-660 (219 amino acids)
Source: RefSeq, a predicted model, not a curated record
AUGAUCUCGCGCAUCUCCAUCCUCGCCUGCCUGCUCUGGGCCCUCGCCCUCGUGCAGGCCUACCAGACGGCCGACUCGCUGGACAUCAACGACCUCGAGACGCGCCAGAACAUCAACACGGGAACGGCUGGCACGGGCAGCUCCAACGUCAACGUCGGCCCGCUCGGCUCCGGCACGGGCAGCACGACAGGCACAACAGGCACGACGGGCACGGGCACGGGCACGGGCGUCAACGCCAAUGCCAACACCAAUGGCAACGUCAACGCCAACGCCAACGCCAACGCCGCCAACGACCCGAACCUCGGCAUGACGGUGAUGCCGGCGACCUGCCUCGAGUACUCGCGCGUGGCCAACUACUCGACCAUCGGGACCAACAGCACGUACCGCGCGUCCUUCCAGCAGGCGAGCCCGCACGGCACCGACCAGGCGUCGGGCAUCCUCGACUCGGCGACGGCCAAGCUGCCCGACUUCAAGUUCAACGCGGCCAUCAACGCGCGCUGCGGCAACCUGUCGCAGGUCGCCGUGGCCGGCGCCGAGGCCAACUUCACGCAGGGCAUCGUGGCCGAGUUCAGGAUAAGCGCCGCGUCGCCGGGGCUGCGCGGCGGGCUGGGCAUGAUGGUGGCGGGCUUGGUGGUCGCCGUGGGCAUGGUUGUUGCUUGA